This is a messenger RNA of Aspergillus tanneri, 1302 nucleotides long. RefSeq lists its product as uncharacterized. The transcript is spliced from 5 exons. Gene Ontology annotation, cellular component: nucleus. NCBI's taxonomy places the organism in Eukaryota, Fungi, Ascomycota, Eurotiomycetes, Eurotiales, Aspergillaceae. The record is from RefSeq and is a predicted model, not a curated record. Gene Ontology annotation, biological process: positive regulation of transcription by RNA polymerase II. Gene Ontology annotation, molecular function: DNA-binding transcription factor activity; transcription cis-regulatory region binding. Bases 1 to 1302 code for a protein of 433 amino acids.
AUGGAUACGACUCCGGUUGAACAAAAUGGCAUUCUUCGUAGCCCCCCAGUGAGUUUGCCAUUGGUGCUGCAGGAUCCUGCUACCUCAAACUUGGAUGCAACUACUAGAUUCUACCUAGACUACUAUAACGAACGGAUAUGUCGACUUUUCAUUGUGUAUGAUAGCGACAGAAACCCUUUUAGAAGCUUGAUAUCUCUUGCUCUAGAUGACCCAGUCCUGCUGAAAGCGACACUCGCUCUCGCAGCUCGACAUCGAGCAAACACAGGUCGCUCUUUUUAUCAGUCCGAUGUGGCGACAUCUCCUGUAACGACUAAAUCUCACCGGGAUGCCCUUAUUUUCAAGUACCAAGCAGUGCAAGGGCUUUCGCGCAUUGUGAAUGAUGUCACCUUGCAUAGAAAGGACACCACAUUGGCCGCUGUAUUUCUUUUAAUCUUUCUAGAUCUCUUGGAAUCAGGGAGUGACAAAUGGAACUUCCACCUCGAGGGUGCCAAGAACCUGAUCACCCUAGAUCAGCGGCCCCCCGGGUCUCAUACUGGAGUCAAUCAAGGCGCCGGACGAACUGUCCAGGAGAUUCGAGACUUUAUCACCAGACAAAUCUAUUUGGUUGAAACUCUUGGAGGCACCUUUGUGCGGCCAGGGUUAUUGUCCCAAUUCACCACCCUGGAUCAAUUCGGCAGGCAGCUGCCAGAAGUCGUCGAACAGUCCUUUGUCGGGUGUCCAGAAUUCCUUCUCAAUGCAGUACAAUAUAUUCUGCGCCAGAGAGACGCCAUAGCAGGCCUGGAGCCGCUUACUAAAACGACCGUCCAUAACCGUGUACAAGAGAUUACCGCUGUGCUUGAGUCCAUUCAGAAAUUUGAUUGCUAUCUUUGGGCCUCAAGUCUACCACAACCGCAGUCUUUGAAGAGAGACUUGAAGAAUCUUUGUACCCUGUCCGAAACUUGGAAGAUCAGUGCUCUUAUAUAUGGACAGCGUGUCCUCGAUAUUCAUACUAACGAUGUUAGUCCGCAGGACAACCUUGUGUGUCAACUUAUCGAGCUGAUCGGCGCACUGAAAGACGACGAACUAUAUAAGUGUAUAUUGUGGCCAAUCUUUAUCGCUGGCUUGGAAUGCCGAUGGCAGACUCAAAGAGACUUUCUGGUUGGCUGUCUGGAAAAAUUUUGGACAGCUACCCAAUGUUACAACACGAUCAAUGCUGCCAAAAUCUUGCAGGCAUACUGGCAACAGGAGAGUCAACAGGAACCUUUUUCGCCGCAGUGGAUAUUCGACAUUGGCCACCUGGGCCGAGACUGGCUCCUAAUAUAG